This is a messenger RNA of Rhineura floridana, 2273 nucleotides long. RefSeq names its product zinc finger and BTB domain containing 48 (gene ZBTB48). The coding region runs from base 138 to 2225 and encodes 695 amino acids. Gene Ontology annotation, molecular function: protein binding. The transcript is spliced from 11 exons. The record is from RefSeq and is a predicted model, not a curated record. Gene Ontology annotation, biological process: regulation of cytokine production; negative regulation of transcription by RNA polymerase II; regulation of immune system process. NCBI's taxonomy places the organism in Eukaryota, Metazoa, Chordata, Lepidosauria, Squamata, Rhineuridae.
CCUCCUCCCGCUGUCCCGUCGCGUUGACGUCACGACGUCCCUGAUCGGUCCAAGAUGGCGGCGCUUUGGCUCCUCUCUCCCCUUCCGCCUGGGUUGUGCGCGCUAUAAGCGGGGAGGGAGGAGGGGCAGCUGAGGCCAUGGAGGGCUCCUUUGUACAGCACAGCGUGCGUGUUCUGCAGGAACUCAACAAGCAACGGGAGAGCGGGCAAUACUGUGAUGCCACCCUGGCAGUGGGCAGCUUGGUGUUCAAGGCACAUUGGAGUGUCCUGGCGUGCUGCAGCUCCUUCUUCCAGAGCAUGUAUGAUGGAGCCUCCAGUAGCAUCAUCCUGCCAGAGACCUUUGUGGAGAUCUUCACACUCCUUCUCGACUUCUUCUAUACAGGGCACUUGGCAGUCACCUCGGAGAACUGGGAGAAGCUUCUUGAGGCUGCCAAGGAGCUCUGCAUCCCAGAGGCAGUCCGGCUGUGCCAGGAAUUCAAGCCUGGGCGCUUGGAUAGUGGCGAUCGGAAUGGUCCACUUUUGCCUGAGAAGAACCUUCACGAUCACUCCAAAGAUAUGCAAGGCGAGCCGGCCCUUGGCGCUGUGUCCCACGGUGACUCAGUCCAAGAAGCCAGCUCGAUCCCCUGCCUCUGGGGGAGCAAAGUGGCCCAGGGCCAAAGAGAGAGCCCCUGUCUCCUUCUGGGAAGGUUGAAAAGGGCUCCCAAAACAAUUGCCCUGAGCAAUGCAGGUGAAGUAAAGAGCACCCCGGAAUGUAAGGAACUAAAAAGGCCACUGAAAAGAGGAGCCACCGAGGAUGCGGGCGCCAGUAAUGAGUGGGAAAUGCAGGAGGUUCUGGGGUCAAAUGACCUCGCCGCUGAAGACGAUGGAGGAGGAAACAAGGAAAAAGAUGAGGAUUAUGUUCCUGGGAAGGAGAAGAGUCUGAGGACCAAAAGGAGAGCUCAUUUGCCCAGGAAGGCCAGCAGUUCUAAGGUGGCCAGGAGCAGCAGCCUGCUGGGAGUUGGGGUGCUCGGAAACCGCAGAGGUACAACUGAGACUGUCGAAUGCCCCACCUGCCACAAGUCAUUUCUCAGCAAAUAUUAUCUCAAAGUACACAACAGGAAACACACUGGAGAGAAGCCCUUUGAAUGUUCCAAAUGUGGGAAAUGCUAUUUCCGGAAGGAAAACCUACUGGAGCAUGAAGCUAGGAACUGCAUGAACCGCUCUGAGCAGGUUUUCACCUGUUCUGUCUGUCACGAGAUGUUUAAGAGGCGGAUGGAGCUCCGGGUGCACAUGGUGUCCCACACGGGAGAGAUGCCCUAUAAGUGUUCUUCCUGCAUCCAGCAGUUCAUGCAGAAGAAAGACCUGCAGAGCCACUUGAUCAAGAUGCACGGAGCCCCCAAGCCACAUGCGUGCCCUGCGUGCUCCAAGUGCUUCCUGUCUCGGACAGAGCUGCACCUCCACGAGGCAUUCAAGCACCGCGGGGAGAAGCUGUUUGUCUGUGAGGAGUGUGGCCACAGGGCCUCCAGUCGCAACGGUUUGCAGAUGCACAUUAAAUCCAAGCACAGGAACGAGCGCCCCUUCGUGUGCGAGUUCUGCCAGCAUGCCUUCACCCAGAAAGCCAACCUCAACAUGCACCUUCGGACCCACACCGGAGAGAAGCCCUUCCAGUGCCACCUCUGCGGCAAAACAUUCCGCACCCAAGCGAGUCUGGACAAGCACAACCGGACCCACACUGGAGAGCGCCCGUUCAGCUGUGAGUUUUGCGACCAAAAGUUUACCGAGAGAGGCCCGCUGCUGCGACACAUCGCCAGCCGGCACCAGGAAGGAAGGCCCCACUUCUGCCAGAUCUGCGGGAAAACUUUCAAAGCUGUGGAGCAGCUGCGUGUCCACGUUCGCCGGCACAAAGGAGUGAGGAAGUUUGAAUGCACAGAAUGUGGCUACAAAUUCACACGACAGGCCCAUUUGAGGCGACACAUGGAGAUCCACGACCGGGUCGAGAACUACAACCCCCGGCAGAGGAAGCUGCGCAAUCUGAUCAUUGAGGACGAGAAGGCCGUCGUGGUCGCCCUGCAGCCCCCCCACGCCCUGGAGGUGGGCGCUGCAGAAGUCACUGUGGAGUCCCUUGCCCACGGCUCCCACGGCGAGGAGCUCCCUGUACAGAGACUCUCUCCAAAUGAGAACUUUGCCCCCACGGAUGUCAUUGAACAGUCGCUCAUUAUUACGAUCCCAGAUGACUGUGAAACGUAGCGUUGUGUCCCUGUAAAGCCCCUUCCAAUAAAGCUUGGGUGAUCUUUC